UGGAGGUCCACCAGGACUUUUGGAGGUCCACCAAGAGUCCUGGAGGUCCACCAGGAAUGGAGGAUGGAGGCCCACCAAGAAUCAUGGAGGUCCACCAGGAACGGAGACUAGAAAUCCACCACCAAUCAUGGAGGUCCACCAGGAAUGGAGGUCCACCAAGAAUCAUGGAGGUCCACCAAGAAUCAUGGAGGUCCACCAGGAAUGAUGGAGAUCAAUCAGGAGCCAUCAUGGUAAACCAAGAAUCAUGGAGGUCCACCAGGAAUGGAGGAUGGAGGUCCACCCAGAGUCCUGGAGGUCCACCACCAAUCAUGGAAGCCCACCAGAAACGAUGGAGGUCUACCAGGAACCAUGGAGAUCAGUCAGGAAUGGAAGAUGGAGGUCCACCAGGAGCUGUGGAGGUCCACCAAGAAUCAUGGAGGUCCACCAGGAAUGAUGGAGGUCCACCAGAAAUGGAGAAUAGAGAUCCACCACCAAUCAUGGAGGUCCACCAGGAAUUAUGGAGGUCCACCAAGAAUCAUGGAGGUCCACCAAAAAUCAUGGAGAAUCCACCAGGAAUAAUGGAGAUCCAUCAGGAACCAUCAGGGUCAAGCAAGAAUCAUGGAGGUCCACCAGGAAUGAUGGAGAUCCACCAAGAAUCACGGAGGUCCAUCAGGAAUGGAGGAUGGAGGUCCACCAAGAAUCAUGGAGGUCCACCAGGAGUUGUGGAGGUCCACCAGGACUUUUGGAGGUCCACCAAGAGUCAUGGAGAUCAAUCAGGAAUUAUGAAGAUCAACCAAGAAUCAUGGAGGUCCAUCAGGAAUCAUGGAGGUCCACCAGAAAUGGAGAAUAGAGAUCCACCACCAAUCAUGGAGGUCCACCAGGAAUGAUGGAGGUCCACCAAGAACCAUGGAGAUCAAUCAGGAAUGAUGGAGGUCCACCAGGAAUGAUGGAGAUCAAUCAGAAGCGAUCAAGGUCAACCAAGAAUCAUGGAGGCCCACCAGGAAUGGAGAAUGAAGGUCCACCAAGAAUCUUGGAGGUCCACCAGGAAUGAUGGAGAUCCACCACCAGUCAUGGAGGUCUAGCA
Messenger RNA from Malurus melanocephalus (red-backed fairy wren), 1063 nucleotides. RefSeq lists its product as uncharacterized. The record is from RefSeq and is a predicted model, not a curated record. Lineage: Eukaryota; Metazoa; Chordata; Aves; Passeriformes; Maluridae. The transcript is spliced from 4 exons. The coding region runs from base 57 to 866 and encodes 269 amino acids.